AAGCUAACUUGAAACCGGUUACAAUUCAACAGACUCGCAAGCCCAACAAAAUGCCCAGCAGUGGAGACGGAGAUGUGGUGCUUGUCACAGGAGGAAGUGGAUUUUUGGGUCAACAUAUUAUUAAACAGCUGCUGGAAAAACGUGAGGAACUUGGCAUCAGAGAGAUACGCUCCCUUGAUAUUGUGCCCUAUAAGAACAAUAUUGGUCACAUCGACUCGCCCAUUUUGCGAACCUUUGUGGCCGACAUAAGCGGCGAGCGAGAGAGUCUGGAAAGCAUAUUUGCCGGAGUCGAUGGCGUUUUCCAUUGCGCUGCAUCGGUGAAAAUUGAAUAUCCACCCAACUAUGAGGAACUGGAGCGUGUGAAUGUAAACGGCACCCGUGCCGUUGUCGACUUGUGUGUGCUGAAUAAUGUUAAGCGUCUGGUCUAUUCGAGUUGCGCAUCGGUGUGCUUUGUGCCGUUCAAGGGUCGCAGCACCUUCUCGGCGAUCAUCAAUUCCACAGAGUCCAAAACGGACACACCUACCCUGGAGGGCAGCAAUCUGUUGGAGCAAGACAAACAGUUUCUUAUCGCUGGCUAUGCGGCCAGCAAACUGCGGGCUGAGAACAUUGUGUUGAACUCGAACGGUGCACCACUGGACAACCAACGAGACUACUUGGCCACCAGCGCCAUUCGCGCACCUCUCACCUAUGGGGAGUGCGAUUCGCAUUUCAUCACCGACAUCUUCUCUUAUUUAUCGAAACGCGACUGGGUUUUUCCACGCAUCGCCGGCGUCGGCGGAAAGCAGCAGCUGGUCUAUGCAGGCAAUGUGGCUUGGGGCCACAUUUGCGCCUAUAAGGCACUCAAGGUCUCCACAAAGGCUGUGAAUGGGCUGCCAGUUUUUGUCACCGACGAUACUGGCAUCAACGAUGUAUCGCGCUUUGUGCAGAAAAUGGCGUUGUUGGGUAAUCGGUUUAAGGUCAAAACGAGCUGGUGGUAUUUGCCGCAUUUCUUCUUCUUCUUUUUGGCCUACCUCUUGGAGCUUCUGGUUGGCCUCGCCUUCCCAUACACCAAUUACCGCUUGCCCUACUCCUUGCGCGCCAUUGCCUCGUUCACAUCCUCUAUGCUGAUGUACAAUCGCCUACGCGCCUCGAUUCAUAUGGACUAUGUGCCGUUGUACGAUGCGGACUUGAGUGCCGAGAGGAGCGCCAAGUGGUAUGCCAAAUGGUGGGACGAGCAAAAAGAGGCUCGCCAAAGGGGCCAAAAGAAGUCGAGUUGAGCUCAGGAAUAGGCAAG
This is a messenger RNA of Scaptodrosophila lebanonensis, 1273 nucleotides long. Its product is annotated as 3 beta-hydroxysteroid dehydrogenase/Delta 5-->4-isomerase type 1. The transcript has 4 exons. Gene Ontology annotation, biological process: steroid biosynthetic process. The coding region runs from base 51 to 1256 and encodes 401 amino acids. The record is from RefSeq and is a predicted model, not a curated record. NCBI's taxonomy places the organism in Eukaryota, Metazoa, Arthropoda, Insecta, Diptera, Drosophilidae. Gene Ontology annotation, molecular function: 3-beta-hydroxy-Delta5-steroid dehydrogenase (NAD+) activity.